This is a messenger RNA of Xenopus laevis (African clawed frog), 2450 nucleotides long. RefSeq lists its product as uncharacterized. Lineage: Eukaryota; Metazoa; Chordata; Amphibia; Anura; Pipidae. The transcript has 7 exons. The record is from RefSeq and is a predicted model, not a curated record. Bases 385 to 2205 code for a protein of 606 amino acids.
GAAAUCCCGCUGAGUAACAGAAGUGUUUUGCUGGAUUCUCACAGAGAGGAGAUAAAAUCUGCCCACCAGUAAUAUGGCGGUGCCUCACUGUGACAAGUCUGAAGAGAAACGCGCGAUAUACUGGUCUAGUCUGGUGGGCUGAGCCCUAACUGAGCAACAUCCCCGGAUAGGUUCAUUUUUACAGGGGCGUGGCUAAACAACAAGUACCUCCCAUCCAUCCCCCACACUCACACAGUCCGGAAAGUGCUGAAAUCUGAGGAGGCAAAUAUAGUACAGACUGAGAAUUGUCCCCUGCUGCUCCCUGUACCUCCUCUCAUCCUGUGUCCCUGACAUUCCCAUCCCCUGUACUCACAUCUCCAGCCUCAUCUACUGGGUUCUCCAGAGAUGGAAACAAGGAGGUUAGAGGGGAAAUGGGAGAAUGAAGAGCCGGACACUGAGGAUCCUCUGGACACAAUAAAGAGGGAAAUGGAUCCCGUUCCUGGGGCCGGUUUCCAAGUGGCACAACCACAGAUUUUCCAGGUGAAAAUCAAGGAAGAAGAUCUUGGCGCUGAGGGUCCUCUGCUCACAAUAAAGCAAGAAACUGACCCUGUUACUGGCGCUGGACGUGUUCCAGCAGCCAUUUUAAGUGAUUUCCCGCUCUUAGUUCAUCUGGAGGAGAACGUGUUUAGGAGAGCCGCCCAAAAAUCUACCCAAAAUGGCUACAGGGUGAAGCCAGAAGAAUGGGGGGAUGUAAGGGAGUCUGAGGACCUGGAUGGUGGGGACAUGGAGGAGGAGGUAUCUCCAUCUAUGUUAGUUUGUCAGGCUGAGCAUAGGGGGAAUUGGGGUGAUGGCCGGGGGGAAAUCAGCAUAAGAGAACAGUACUGGGGGAGCAGAAGUGAGGGGAGGAGAGUUAGGAGGGAAAGAGCCAGUGGGUCUAGGGAUAUAGGGGAUGGGGAGUGGGUCUCUGGGGAUACGGGGGUUUGUGUAGGACAGAGGCAGACUAUGGAGGAGGGUAGAAUGGGUCAAGGGCAGAUGAAUAAGGCCGGAAUCCACAGGUCAACGAGGGAGGGGGAGGAGCAGAGGAGAGAGGGGGAGGAGCAGAGGAGAGAGGGGGAGGAGCAGAGGCGAGAGGAGGAGGAUCCACUGGAGGGGCCAAGUGCAGAGGCUGGGAAACUUGGCCCCAGAUUCUCCUAUGAGGAGAAUUCAGCAUUGGUUGACUGUGUGCUGGAGCGAUGGGAUGAGUUAUUUGGGGCUCAUUCACAUGGGCUCACUCGUGUCAGGAGGAAGCAGCUCUGGCAGGAAGUAGCAGAUCAUGUGAGCAGCGUCGGAGCUUACCAUCGGGAGGCUGCCCCAACGUACAAGCGCUUCAGUGAUGUCAAACGACGAAUUCGGGAGAAGUUAUUGGUCCGGAGGAAGAAGGCGCAGAAAGCUGGCAGAGGACCCCUUCCUCCAAUCAAACUGAAGGGCUACGAGCGUCAGCUCCUGGAACGCAUUGGCCAAGAGCUCUGCGAGGGGAUAGAGGCUGAAUUUCUGGGGACAGAUUUGAGACGGUCACUUUGCUACCACUCGCCUGCAUUCAGGGACAUGGAUGAACCGUCAGUGGGAGGAGCAGUGGAGUCCUGUGAGCAGGCUGAACCCCAGGAAGCUGAUGAGAUGCAGACACCCCUAGAGCCAGACGACGAGCUGAGUGGGACGUUUAUGGAGGAGUCUGUGCCUGUACUCAAUGUACAGCAGCCGUGGGGUGAUGAUGCGGAAUGGGCUGAACAUUGCCCGGGGCGAGGACUUGCUGAUCCAGCUCCAACACGGGUCCCGCCAGAGAUUCCAGGAGUUCUGGACAGUUUGCAGGACUUUUUUCAGACCAUCGUGACCCAACAGCGCCGGCAGGAGAUCCACUUCAGACGAUGGAUGAGCCGAGUGGACGGCCAUUUAACCAACAUCUGUACGGCUAUCGACAACCUGGGGGACGGCCUCCAGACUAUUGCGGCUGAGCUCCGAGAGGCUCGUCUGGAACAUCAAGCGACAUCUAAAACCUUCAACAAUAACCUUCUGGCAAUCCUGGGGCAGGUGAUCCCACGUCAGCCACCUCAAAUGGAUCGUUCUACAGGGUCCCUAGAGGGGGCAAUCCCCCGACCCUCUUCUGCGCCUCUCCCCCCCUCCAGUGCUACCCGAGCGCGCAGGGGAAGGGGGUCACACACAGUCCGUGGCUAUAAGAGAAAGCGGCUGUAGAUCUCGGACUUCUUGAUAUGGAAACCCAGUUUCACAUGAUACACUGUCCUGAUGCUGAACUUACAUAGUCUAGAAAAAUAUACACCAAAUUUAAAGGACACCCAGGACUCAAAUGUGCAGAGAACUAAAGCCUAAAAAUAAAUGUGGCUAAAAAUGGCCUAUUUUCUAUAGUGAACUUAUUGCACGAGGCUAAAGUUUGAGCUUGUCAAUAGCAGCAAUGAUCCAGGACUUCAAACUUGUCACAG